This is a messenger RNA of Leguminivora glycinivorella, 4451 nucleotides long. RefSeq lists its product as uncharacterized. The record is from RefSeq and is a predicted model, not a curated record. Lineage: Eukaryota; Metazoa; Arthropoda; Insecta; Lepidoptera; Tortricidae. The transcript has 2 exons. Bases 2 to 898 code for a protein of 298 amino acids.
GAUGGAAUUUAAGGACCUUUAUGAAUCUUUAAUUCACAAUAAUGAUCACAUUAAACCUAUUCAUAAAUUCCAUUAUCUGAGCUCUUAUCUUGAAGGGGAUGCGGCCAGAGUGAUAGCAAACUUAGAAGUCUCCGCUAACAAUUAUACUGAAGCCUGGAAAAUUUUGUGUGACAGGUUCAGUAAUAAAAGACAGCUGAUUACUAACCAUUUAAAUUCUCUAUUUAAUUUAGAACCUAUACAGCGAGAAUCGGAUAAGGCCUUAAGGUUCCUUAAUGAUCAUGUAGUUAAAAAUCUCCGGGCCCUAAAGACAUUAGGUCAACCGACAGAGCACUGGGAUACAAUUUUAGUUCACCUAUUGACGGCUAAGUUAGACGUCAAUACUAAUGCAAAAUGGGAAGAACAUAGGAACACUCUCAAAGAGUGGCCAUCACUCGAUGACUUUAGGGGAUUUCUUAGUAAUCGUGCAGACAUCUUAGAAAAUCUGUAUCGCUCUAGGAGAGAAAAACAAUCUAACCACAAGCCAGAGCCUGUGGCCAAUAAAACUUCAUUUAAACAUGAUAAAAACAUAAAAACAUUCGUGAUUUCAGAGAAACAAGAUGACCACAAGGGUCGGCCGUGCAUCGUGUGCCAUGGUGAUCACAGAGUGUACGACUGCCCAGCCUUUAAAAAGAUGUCAGUCGACGAGCGCUGGUCGCAGGCGUCACGUCUGAAGCUGUGCCAUGUCUGCCUCCGACCGGACCAUGAGACCCGUCAGUGCAAGCUGAACGGUUGCCGGAGAAACAAGAUGACCACAAGGGUAGGCCGUGCAUCGUGUGCCAUGGUGAUCACAGAGUGUACGACUGCCCAGCCUUUAAAAAGAUGUCAGUCGACGAGCGCUGGUCGCAGGCGUCACGUCUAAAGCUGUGCCAUGUCUGCCUCCGACCGGACCAUGAGACCCGUCAGUGCAAGCUGAACGGUUGCCGGGUAUGUAAGAGACGUCACAAUACAUACUUACACACCACACAAACACUCAACACUUCUCCACCUGGAGCCAGCACGGAACAAACAGCCGAACCUGCAAAUAGUGCUAGGUCGGAUGUGGCUUGCUCCUCGACUAUGCUAACCUCUGACAGUGCAGCGGUGCAAAACACCCUCACUGCUAGCACUUUAAUUAGCACUAGCGAGUCAUUGCUCUCAACAGCUCUAAUUGAAGUGAUCAACCCUAUUAACAACAAAAAGGAGACAGUUAAAUGUCUUGUAGACAGUUGUUCACAGUCUAAUUAUCUAUCUCAUAAUUUGAGACAAAAACUAAAUCUUGAUUGUCAGCCUCUAACUGCCUCAAAUGUGACAGGAAUAGGAAAUACGCCUCUGACCUAUCAACCUGUGCUUUGUGCAGCGCAUAUUCAAUCUAAACUCAGUGAUUUUAAUGCCAAAAUUGACUUUCUAGUUUUAGAUCAAGUAACUAGUCGCUUUCCACAAAACUAUGUAGACAUUAGUCACCUUAACUUACCUGCCUCUGUGCAGCUUGCUGACCCAACCUUUAACGUUCCAUCCCAAAUAGAUAUGCUGUUGGGAGUGGAAAUGUUUUGGACUAUUGUGACAGGUGCUGCAAAAAGAUUGCCAACGAGCAAGCGCACCUUCCUAAUCCCAUCUAAACUAGGGUGGUUAAUAGCGGGACCGGUAGAGGGAGCCUCGGCUCAUUUACAUACAGGGAACACGCGCAGCCACCUCUGUCUCUCUGAUCUGUCGGCCCAAAUGACCAAAUUUUGGGAAACAGAGGAGCUACCGUCUGAAACGGACUCCAUCAAAAAUGGGAGUGAGUUCGAGUCUCACCCUAUAAACCAACACUUUGUUGAAAACACUUACCGCCAAUCUGACGGCAGAUUCGUUGUGCGCUUGCCUUUAAAGGACUCGCCGGACUGCUUAGGCAACUCAUUUAACAUAGCUAAAAAGCGUUUAUUCAGUUUAGAGAAACGUUUUAGUAACCAACCUGAACUAAAAUCAAUGUAUGUUGAUUUCAUAAAUGAAUAUAGAGACUUAGGGCAUCUGUCGGAGUCUGAGCGAUGUUACAAAGCUAAUCACCUCCCGCAUCACCCCGUGAUGAAGGAGAGUGAAUCUACACGCAUGCGCACAGUCUUUCACGCUAGCUGUCCCACCUCUUCUGGGUAUUCAAUAAAUGAUAUUCAGCUUGUAGGCCCUAACAUACAAAGCCCACUGUUUGACAUAUUGCUUAGAUUCCGACAGUACAAGUAUGUACUAUCUGGUGACAUAGAAAAACAGUACAGGCAAAUAAUGAUGAAUGAAAUAGAUAGAAACCUACAAGUUAUUCUAUGGCGCGAAGAUGAGCACUUACCCAUACGCUCACUAACUUUAAAUACCGUUACGUACGGCUUUGCUUCAUCGAGCUGGCUAGCAGCACGCUGUUUGUGGCAGUUAGGGGCUGAAAGCAAGGAUCCUUUAGUUAGGACUAUUAUACAAAAUGACUUUUACUGUGAUGACUUAUUAACAGGCGCAGACUCUGAAAUAGAGCUGCUUCGCAUACAAGCAGGUGUCUCACAGGCCUUAGCCUCUGGUUGUUUCAAUUUACGUAAAUACCGCUCGAAUUCUAACGCGCUAUUAAAGUCGGAUUAUAUUAAUAAAGAUGAUCACUUAGCAUUGAGUCAAGCUUGCCAAACACUUGGACUAGGGUGGCAACCUAGCCAAGAUGUACUAAACUUUUCCAUUAAAAAUGAUCAUUCUGAUAAAAUAGUUACAAAAAGAAAAAUCUUAUCUGAAACGUUCCAAGUCUUUGAUCCAUUAGGACUCUUAAGUCUAUGCACAGUUAAAGCUAAAAUAUUAAUUCAAACCUUAUGGAAAGAAGGCAAAGCUUGGGACGAGCCAGUGUCUCCUGAAAUACAGCAUAUCUGGUCAAAAUUCAUUAAAAACUUACAUCACAUUAAAUCACUUAGCAUACCUAGAUAUGUAUUAUGUGAGGCAACCUGCACAAUAGAGUUACACUGUUUUUCUGACGCUGCGGAGACUGCAUAUGCAGCCUGCAUUUAUGUUAAAUCUAUUUCUGAAUCCGGUGAACAGAAAGUACAUUUGCUGUGUGCGAGGGACAGAAUUGCUCCAAUCCGUCGCACAUCUAUUCCUAGACUUGAAUUGGCCGGGUGCUUGUUAGCAGCCCAAACAUAUGCAGCCGUAGUACGAGCCUGGAGACGUCCUGUCUCUCGCACAAUAUUCUGGACUGACUCUAGCUGCUGCUUGGCUUGGCUAAAAACAGACAGAUCAAAGCUUAAAACUUUUGUGGCCAACAGGGUAGCAGCUAUAGACAGCCUUGCUCCCGGAGCCACCUGGAGACAUGUACCUACAAAACAAAAUCCAAGUGAUCUUGCAACUCGUGGUGUGGAUCCACAACAUGUCUCAGGGACAGCUCUGUGGUGGGAAGGCCCCGAGUUUCUAUUAAAGCCUGAGAAUGAAUGGCCUGAAUUAAACGCUGUAGAGCCGGAGGUCUUACCUGAAACUAAAGUAACAUCAAUGCUCACUACUAACACAGAAACCUCAUCUAUUAUAGAUUUUGACAGAUUUUCAAAAUACACAGAGCUACAACGUACUAUGGCCUAUGUGCGUCGUUUCAUAAAUAACUGUAAGCCCCGUGGGCCUAAAUUAACUGGUACACUUUCAGCACAGGAGCUUACAGGCGCAGUUCACACUUUAAUUAAACUUGCACAGCAGGAGUCAUUCUCUGCAGAGCUUGAAACGCUUCGCAAAGGUCACAGGUUGAGUCCCAAGUCACACAUACUAACCCUGGCCCCGUUCAUCGACUCUCAAGGCCUCUUGAGAGUAGGCGGGAGGCUGGAUGCUUCAGAUUGUACUUACGAUCAGAAGCAUCCAAUGUUGUUACGUGCUAAACACACACUAACUAAACUCAUCUUUACACAUGAACAUGUACGUCUCUUACAUGCCGGGCCACAGUCAUUGCUAGCCUCAGUACGAGACGAGAUAUGGCCGAUCGGAGGCAGGAAUUUGGCACGAAGCACGGCCCACAAUUGUGUCACCUGUAAGCGUAUCGCUGGCCAAACUUUAAAAAAUAUAAUGGGAAAUUUACCAGCGCAACGAAUUAAGGCUGAUUUUCCAUUCACGUCAACAGCUGUAGACAUGGCAGGGCCCUAUUUAAUAACAGAUCGCCGGGGGCGUGGAUGCAAAAUCACCAAAUGUUACUUGUGUCUGUUUAUAUGCUUAAGAUAUAAAUGUGUUCAUAUAGAAGCUGUGAGCGACUUAUCUAAAGAUGCAUUUGUGCUAGCUCUACGCAGGUUUAUCGCUAGGCGCGGCAGACCUGCGGAAUUGUUUUGCGAUAAUGGCAGAAACUUUGUAGCUGCAGCUAAAGAAAUUAAUGAUUUUUUUAAGUUAUAUAAAAGUGACUUGUCUGAAUUUGCAGCUGGUCAAGGAAUUAAAUUUAAAUUCGCACCAGCUUACGCGCCAAAUUUCAACGG